Molecule: messenger RNA, 1545 nt
Organism: Trichoderma reesei QM6a
Lineage: Eukaryota; Fungi; Ascomycota; Sordariomycetes; Hypocreales; Hypocreaceae
Exons: 3
Coding region: 174-1529 (451 amino acids)
Biological process (GO): positive regulation of transcription by RNA polymerase II
Molecular function (GO): DNA-binding transcription factor activity, RNA polymerase II-specific
Source: RefSeq, a predicted model, not a curated record
AGAAGAAACAGUUGGUCCGACGUCACAAGCACAUUCACAAAAAUCAAACAACAUAUCCCCAUCUUUCAUAUACACCACACGCUUAUGCAGUGAGAGAGCACGAGAGAAGCAUCGUCAUAAUCAACACAUCAGUCAAAGCGAACUGCGCUCGGCAACACGACACGGCAGGCAACAUGGCGUUCCAGCAGUCGUCUCCCCUCGUCAAGUUUGAGGCCUCUCCCGCCGAAUCCUUCCUCUCCGCCCCCGGCGACAACUUCACAUCCCUCUUCGCCGACUCAACACCCUCAACACUUAACCCUCGGGACAUGAUGACCCCUGACAGCGUCGCCGACAUCGACUCUCGCCUGUCCGUCAUCCCCGAAUCACAGGACGCGGAAGAUGACGAAUCACACUCCACAUCCGCUACCGCACCCUCUACCUCAGAAAAGAAGCCCGUCAAGAAGAGGAAAUCAUGGGGCCAGGUUCUUCCUGAGCCCAAGACCAACCUCCCUCCUCGAAAACGUGCAAAGACGGAAGAUGAAAAGGAGCAGCGCCGCGUCGAGCGUGUUCUCCGCAACCGCCGCGCCGCGCAGUCCUCGCGCGAGCGCAAGAGGCUCGAGGUCGAGGCUCUCGAGAAGCGCAACAAGGAGCUCGAGACGCUCCUCAUCAACGUCCAGAAGACCAACCUGAUCCUCGUCGAGGAGCUCAACCGCUUCCGACGCAGCUCAGGCGUCGUCACCCGCUCGUCCUCCCCCCUCGACUCUCUCCAGGACAGCAUCACUCUCUCCCAGCAACUCUUUGGCUCGCGGGAUGGCCAAACCAUGUCCAACCCCGAGCAGUCCUUGAUGGACCAGAUCAUGAGAUCUGCCGCUAACCCUACCGUUAACCCGGCCUCUCUUUCCCCCUCCCUCCCCCCCAUCUCGGACAAGGAGUUCCAGACCAAGGAGGAGGACGAGGAACAGGCCGACGAAGAUGAAGAGAUGGAGCAGACAUGGCACGAGACCAAAGAAGCCGCCGCCGCCAAGGAGAAGAACAGCAAGCAGUCCCGCGUCUCCACUGAUUCGACACAACGUCCUGCAGUGUCAAUCGGUGGAGAUGCCGCUGUCCCUGUCUUCUCAGACGACGCCGGCGCAAACUGCCUUGGCCUGGACCCUGUUCAUCAGGAUGAUGGUCCUUUCAGCAUCGGCCAUUCUUUCGGCCUGUCAGCGGCCCUUGAUGCAGAUCGCUAUCUCCUCGAAAGCCAACUUCUCGCUUCGCCCAACGCCUCAACUGUUGACGACGAUUAUCUGGCUGGUGACUCUGCCGCCUGCUUCACGAAUCCUCUCCCCUCCGACUACGACUUCGACAUCAACGACUUCCUCACAGACGACGCAAACCACGCCGCCUAUGACAUUGUGGCAGCGAGCAACUAUGCCGCUGCGGACCGCGAGCUCGACCUCGAGAUCCACGACCCUGAGAAUCAGAUCCCUUCGCGACAUUCUAUCCAGCAGCCCCAGUCUGGCGCGUCCUCUCAUGGAUGCGACGAUGGCGGCAUUGCGGUUGGUGUCUGAGGGACGCGACGAUCGG